Molecule: messenger RNA, 1371 nt
Organism: Durusdinium trenchii
Lineage: Eukaryota; Dinophyceae; Suessiales; Symbiodiniaceae
Source: the annotation of a GenBank genome assembly
AUGAAUUCAAGGUAUCGUCACCUACAACAUCACCUACAACAUCCUACAACCCUGGUAGAAACACGUAGUAAAACACCUCACGUUUUUCACUUCGCCUGCCUUCACCGUCCCUGCAACCUCAGGUUGCGCGCAAACGGUCUCCAGUCCUUACAGGGCACGUCGGUGUGUGAUCUCAUCUCGCGCGCGAACCACUCGUGCCGACCGAAUGCCACACUCUGCCCUGAGGAGUCGGGCAUCAUCCGUUUGGUGGCCUCGACUUCCUUGAAGCCAGGCGAUGAGGUGCUCAUCUCCUACCUUUCGGGCGAGGACUUGUUGCGCCCCACCUGGGCACGGCAGCGGGAGCUGCAACGUGGGCCCUGGGGCUUCACCUGCGCCUGCACGCGCUGCGCCGCGCCCGACGACGCCCGCGGCAUGCGCUGCGCGCGCUGCGGAUCUGGUUGCCACUUCCCGCAUCCCGAUGGGCGCUGGACCAACUGCACUGCCUGCGGCUUGGCCGCCGGCGAAGGAGCGCGCUCCUUCGAGGAGGUAGAAGACGACUGGCAUCAAGAGCUUUCGCAAUUGGACCGCCUGAGCGAUGAAACCGCCGCGGGCGUCCGAGCACUGGAGCUCUACCGGAAGCUCUGCCAGGCAUCAGGCCACGCGAACAUCACGGGCGGCGGCCACGCGAACAUCUUGGGUCAACACUGGAUCAAAGCCUGGGCCGCGCGCGCCUGCGCCCAGUCGACGGCGGUGCCGCCAUUGCGCGCGGCGGCGGCGGCGAGGCAGUUGGCGAAGUUUGUCACCUGCCUCCGCGGAGAGAGCACCUCGCUGCUGCACGCCGAGGCGCUGCUGCUGCGCGCCGAGGCGCUGCAGCGCCUCCCCGCGGAAGCGGCGAGGUCGAGCACGGCGCGGGCGGCCCAAGCAGGUCGUUUGGUGCGCGCCUGGUGUCAGCAGGCGCUCGAUGAGGCGGAACCCUUGGCAGGAGCACAUCAUCCCAUGGUGAGGCAUUUGAAGGAGCUGCUCCAAAGAGAGGAGCCUGACGCCGAAGAGCCGCAGCGGUCUGCGAAAAGAAAGCGGUCGGCGAUCGGCGGUUGGAGGGUUCGGGCAGUGGCGGAGCGGUCGGAGCGGCAGCGUGGGAUCCUUCACGACUUCCGGCCGGAGGUCUUGCCUUCCACAGCAUCCUUCGCUUUGGUGCUUCUCUUUUUAGAGGUGGGAGUGGCGAAGAUGGGUUUCUACGUGGUGGGCAGCGCCGUGCCAUUCUUGGAGAUCAUGGCGAAUUGCAGCUACAAGUACGUUCAAGUCACCUUCAUGGUCAUUGCCAGGAUAUUGACGGGGCCGAACAUGUGCCUGAGCUGCACCGUUCGAACCGUGCACGAGCGGUGCACUUCGUGA